AUGGAAUCUCCAGCGCAAAUGAAGGCGGUUGUAUUCCAUGGCCCUUACAAGGUUGCCGUUGAAGAGAGGCCAGUGCCACAAAUAGAAGAGCCAACAGAUAUUAUUGUGAGGGUGAAAUACGCAGCUCUCUGCGGCAGCGAGCUUCAUGUUUAUCGCGGCCACCAGCCUUCCAAGACAGGUUUUAUAAUGGGCCAUGAGUUCACGGGUACUGUUGUCAAAAUUGGGAGCGCUAUCAAGACCGUGAUGGUGGGAGAUGUUGUUGUCAGUCCCUUCACAACUUCGUGCGGAGCAUGCUUCUAUUGUGAGAAGGGCUAUUCCUCUCGCUGUGAGAAAUCUCUUCUGUUUGGCUCCCCCCUUCUCGAUGGUUCUCAGGCUGAAUAUGUCAGAAUCCCAUGGGCGGAUAGCACCGUCUGCAAAGCCCCCGAAGGAGUGGAGGAAAAAUUGCUGGUUUUGAUGGCCGACAUAUUCCCCACGGGUUAUUUUGCAGCCAGCAAUGGAUUCAAAGAAUACACAAGGGAGCAGGUCACCGAUCUGACGGUGGUCGUAAUCGGCUGCGGCCCGGUUGGCCUUUUAGCCAUUGUCAAUGCGCUGGAGUACAAGCCGAAACACCUUUUGGCGGUGGAUUCAGUGGCUCCCCGUCUUGAGCUCGCCCAGGAAUUAGGCGCCGAGAUCUGGAACUUCCAGACGGAUCGUGAGGGUCUAGAUAAGCGCGUCAAGGAAUUGACGGAUGGCCGCGGAGCGGAUGUGGUUAUUGAAGUUGUAGGAUUGAGUCCGGCUUUGCGAACGGCCUUUGAUCUUCUACGGCCGUGGGGCACUAUUAGCAGUGUUGGGGUACACAAUGCAGAGGCUAGUUUCGUGUUACUUCCAAUGGUUGAAGGGAUUGGAACUAAUUCUGACUGUCAUCAGAUCCCAUGGAACGGCAACGAAGCGUAUGGCAAGAAUUUCAAAUUACAAAUGGGCCGAUGUCCAGUGCGCUCAAUCUUCCCACAGGCUCUGGAAGCACUGAAAAAGAACCAGCAUCUCCUGGGUUUCAUGGCGGAUAAGAUCAUGCCGCUCAGCGAGGCUGUGGAGGGCUAUGAGCUCUUCGACCACAUGAAGGCGCAGAAGGUGGUUUUUGAAGCAGCGUAG
This is a messenger RNA of Talaromyces atroroseus, 1128 nucleotides long. RefSeq lists its product as hypothetical. Gene Ontology annotation, molecular function: oxidoreductase activity; zinc ion binding. The transcript has 5 exons. The record is from RefSeq and is a predicted model, not a curated record. The coding region runs from base 1 to 1128 and encodes 375 amino acids. Lineage: Eukaryota; Fungi; Ascomycota; Eurotiomycetes; Eurotiales; Trichocomaceae.